Musca domestica (house fly) is the source of this 1793-nucleotide messenger RNA. It is a transcript of the gene RagC-D, whose product is annotated as ras-related GTP-binding protein C. Gene Ontology annotation, cellular component: Gtr1-Gtr2 GTPase complex; nucleus; lysosome. Lineage: Eukaryota; Metazoa; Arthropoda; Insecta; Diptera; Muscidae. The transcript is spliced from 5 exons. The coding region runs from base 197 to 1363 and encodes 388 amino acids. The record is from RefSeq and is a predicted model, not a curated record. Gene Ontology annotation, biological process: cellular response to starvation; positive regulation of TOR signaling; regulation of autophagy. Gene Ontology annotation, molecular function: GTP binding; GTPase activity.
CUGUUGCGACAAGAGCUUUGUAAUCUGGUCAUACAGUGUUGUAGUGUGUCACACAAAAAAAUUCAACUUCAUUGAAAACAACAAAUAAUUAACAAAAUAAUAAUCAAUAACAAAGCCAAACACCACUGAGACAUUAAAAAUAACUUAAAUGCCUGCAGUGUAAAUUAAGUUUAACAUCGCACAAGCUCCGAUUAAGAUGAGUUACGAAGACGAUGACUAUCAUGUGGAUACGUUUCCCAAAGAGUAUGGUUAUGGCGCUUUCGAUCAAGAUGGUCUCGAUUCAACGGGUAUGGCUGGCUCCGAUGCGGACUCGAAGCCACGUAUUCUCCUAAUGGGUUUACGACGUUCCGGCAAAAGUUCUAUACAAAAAGUUGUCUUCCAUAAAAUGUCACCCAACGAAACACUGUUCUUGGAGUCGACAAGUAAGAUUGUCAAAGACGACAUAAACAACUCAAGUUUUGUACAAUUUUCCAUUUGGGAUUUUCCGGGACAAAUUGAUUUCAUCGAUCCCACGUUCGAUUCGGAUAUGAUAUUUGGUAAUUGUGGUUCGCUAGUGUUUGUCAUCGAUGCCAAGGAUGAUUACAACGAGGCGUUGACGAAAUUUAAGAAUACUGUCAUUAAAGCGUAUAAAGUUAAUCCGCGUAUUAAAUUUGAGGUGUUCAUACAUAAGGUUGAUGGUAUCAGCGAUGACACAAAAAUGGAGUCCCAACGUGACAUACAUCAACGAGCCUCCGACGAUUUAGCCGAUGCUGGACUGACACAAAUCCAUUUAAGCUUUCACUUGACUUCCAUCUAUGAUCAUUCGAUAUUUGAGGCCUUUUCGAAGGUGGUACAAAAACUAAUACCCCAAUUGCCGACAUUGGAAAAUUUGCUCAACAUUUUUAUAUCGAAUUCCGGCAUAGAAAAGGCAUUUCUAUUCGAUGUGGUGUCAAAAAUAUACAUAGCUACCGAUUGUUCACCGGUCGAUAUGCAAAGUUAUGAAUUAUGUUGUGAUAUGAUUGAUGUUGUUAUCGAUUUAUCGAGUAUAUAUAGCUCCGAAGAGGAAGCUUUCGAUAAUCAAAGUUCUAGUCUCAUCAAAUUGAAUAAUAACACCAUACUCUAUCUGCGCGAAGUCAAUAAAUUCCUGGCCCUGGUGUGUAUAUUGCGAGAGGAGAAUUUCAUACGUCAGGGUGUCAUCGAUUAUAAUUUUAUGUGUUUCCGCGAUGCCAUAAGUGAGGUCUUUGAAUUGCGUAUGAAAUCUCAAAAGUUACCCACCGUCGAUGAACGCCAGGAAUACAUUAUGAACGGUGAUGGGGAUUCCGAUGAUGAGAAUAUUGACGAUGAUGAAGAUUUGGUGAAUAGUAGAACAGGGAAAAUGGUUUAAUUUCGCACACUUGCAUUUUUAAUUGCUGUACGAAAGGAGCAACCUGCGUGGUUUUUGAACAACUUCAAAAAUGUUUUGCUUUCUUCCACAAAACCAAAAAAAAAACUUGUAAUUUUUCUUUAGUUACAUCAGAACACAUUCUUGUGGAAAUUACUAUUCUUUGAUUUUUUUUCGAUUUGUUUGUGUGCCUUUUUUAUUGUUAUUUGUUUGCAUCUACUUCCCCUUCUACUUGAAAUGUGUGUUGUAAAAAUAUAUUUUCUUCGAACAACUUUAUUGUAUUAUCAUAAGAUAACAAAAUUUGAAAAAUAGUUAUUUUCCUUCUUUCCUUAAAAAAAUAUAGUUUUUUAUUUGCCAUAUUUACUCUCUGUUCAAACGAAUGUUUCUAAUGCUGUGUUUAAUUUUUUUUUAAAUUUAAUUAUGUAAUCCAUAA